Messenger RNA from Penicillium coprophilum, 663 nucleotides. Its product is annotated as glutathione S-transferase family protein. The coding region runs from base 1 to 663 and encodes 220 amino acids. The record is from RefSeq and is a predicted model, not a curated record. NCBI's taxonomy places the organism in Eukaryota, Fungi, Ascomycota, Eurotiomycetes, Eurotiales, Aspergillaceae. The transcript has a single exon.
AUGUCUCUCAAGCCCAUCACCGUCUGGGGUCAUGGCCCAGGCCCCAAUCCCUGGAAAGUGAUCAUGGUCCUAGAAGAGCUGAAAGUUCCCUACACACACAAGAUCAUUCCCUUCCCAGACAUGAAGAAAGAAGCGUACGAGUCCAUCAAUCCCAACGGGCGCGUCCCCGCAAUUCAAGACCCAAAUACCGAUAUCACACUCUGGGAAUCUGGUGCAAUCAUGGAAUAUCUGGUUGAAACAUACGACAAGCAAAACGCCAUCAGCUUUGCGGCCGGCUCCAAAGAGUACUUUCUUGCCAAGCAAUGGCUCCAUUUCCAGAUGUCAGGCCAAGGCCCGUACUUCGGCCAGGCUGUCUGGUUUACCCGGUACCACUCAGAGAAGGUACAGAGCGCAAUCGACCGCUACGUCAAAGAGAUCCAUCGUAUUUCUGGGGUGCUUGACCGCGUUCUACAGGGGAAGCAGUAUCUUGUCGGUGAUAAGUUCUCAUAUGCCGAUGUUGCUUUCAUUCCUUGGUAUAUGCUCGUUCUCCAGUAUGGGAUUGAUAAUGAGAAAGACCUGGAAAAGAAUUCCCCCAAUGUUGCUGCCUGGCUGAAGCGUUUGCAGGAGCGUCCUGCUAUUGCUAAGUCGAUUCAGGACCGGGUUGAGGCUUCUGCGCAGAGCUAG